Messenger RNA from Umbelopsis ramanniana AG, 562 nucleotides. RefSeq lists its product as uncharacterized. Gene Ontology annotation, molecular function: structural constituent of ribosome. Gene Ontology annotation, biological process: translation. The record is from RefSeq and is a predicted model, not a curated record. The coding region runs from base 46 to 456 and encodes 136 amino acids. The transcript is spliced from 5 exons. Gene Ontology annotation, cellular component: ribosome; cytosolic large ribosomal subunit. Lineage: Eukaryota; Fungi; Mucoromycota; Umbelopsidomycetes; Umbelopsidales; Umbelopsidaceae.
CGAAGGCGAUAAUCCUCCUCUUUCUCACCGCUCACUUUCAUAGUCAUGGUCAAGUUCUUGAAAGCAGGCAAGGUCGUUGUCAUUCUCCAGGGCCGUUACGCCGGCAAAAAGGCCGUUAUCGUCCGUAACCACGACGAAGGUACCAAGGACAGACCCUACGGUUACGCUGUCGUCGCCGGUGUCGAGCGUUACCCUCUCAAGGUCACUCGCUCCAUGGGCAAGAAGAAGGUCGCUAAGCGUUCCAAGGUCAAGCCUUUCAUCAAGGUUAUUAACUACAACCACAUGAUGCCCACUCGUUAUGCUCUCGAGCUUGAACAGAUCAAGGGUACCAUCUCCUCUGAAACCUUCAAGGAGCCUUCCCAGCGCGAGGACGCCAAGAAGACGAUCAAGAAGUUGUUUGAGGAGAGACACAACACUGGAAAGAACAAGUGGUUCUUCUCCAAGCUCAGAUUCUAAGUUGUUUCUCACUCCUCACGCUGACACCCAGUGUUCGUCCUUUAAAAAAAUAAAUGACUUUUUCAUAUAAAGUUGGCAGACUAUACGCCUGUGAUCAUGUGCAGUG